Messenger RNA from Adineta ricciae, 3312 nucleotides. NCBI's taxonomy places the organism in Eukaryota, Metazoa, Rotifera, Eurotatoria, Adinetida, Adinetidae. The record is from the annotation of a GenBank genome assembly.
AUGUCAACAAAAGCAAUUUACGAAGUUACUGGUAAAAAGAUUUUGAAUAAAUAUCUCGGUUCAACAGCAGCCGAAUGUCGAUGUGUUGGUAUUGAUGCUGACACGGACUGGAAUGAGCUAGUUGCAAGCAAUGCCUGGUUAAAAUCAGAAAGAUUGGUUGCCAAGCCUGAUCAACUGAUCAAACGACGUGGAAAACUUGGUUUAAUCAAAGCAAAUGUAGACCUUCAAGGAGCGAAAGAGUUUAUUGCAGAAAAUCUCAACAAAGAGAUAUCUAUUGGACACACAACAGGCAAAUUGAAACAUUUUAUUAUUGAACCGUAUCUUAGUCAUGAAAAUGCGGAUGAAAUGUACAUAUGUAUUUACUCGAAUCGCGAAGGUGAAGUUAUACUCUUUCAUCAUGAAGGUGGUAUCGACAUUGGUGAUGUUGAUUCCAAAGCAUUGCAAUAUUUAGUUGCUAUCGAUGAUCCAUUCGAUGAUAAAACUAUGGAAAACACUCUUUUGAAAAAUGUACCAAAUGAUCGACGAACACUUUUAUCAGAAUUUAUUUCUAAAUUAUAUGCAGUUUAUAUGGAUUUACAAUUUACGUACUUAGAAGUUAAUCCAUUAGUAGUUACAUCCAAGUCAGUUCACAUUUUGGAUUUGGCAAGUCGACUCGAUCAAACAGCUGAUUAUUUAUGUGCUUCGAAAUGGGGUAAAAUCGAAUUUCCACCACCAUUCGGUCGAGAUGCCUAUGCUGAAGAAGCUUACAUUGCUGAACUUGAUGCUAAAUCAGGUGCCUCAUUAAAACUAACUGUUUUAAAUCCCAAAGGUCGUGUAUGGACUAUGGUUGCCGGUGGUGGUGCAUCGGUCAUUUACAGUGAUACUAUCUGUGAUCUUGGAUUUUCCGCAGAACUGGCCAAUUACGGUGAAUAUUCAGGCGCGCCAAGUGAACAGCAGACUUAUGAAUAUGCCAAAACAAUUCUAUCAUUGAUGACAAAAGACAAGAAUGCUGAUGGAAAGAUUCUAAUCAUUGGUGGUGGUAUUGCUAACUUCACCAACGUAGCAGCAACGUUUAAAGGCAUUGUCAAAGCUUUGCAAGAGUAUCGUGAACGUCUAAUUGAAUAUAAAAUAUCGAUUUUUGUACGACGAGCUGGUCCAAACUAUCAAGAAGGUUUACGUAUUAUGCGCGAAGUUGGUGCAUCAUUAGGUGUACCUAUCCAUGUCUUUGGACCUGAAACACAUAUGACAGCUAUUGUUGGAAUGGCGCUCGGUAAACGUCCGAUUAUUCCACCUGAACAAGCUGAAUUAACAACAGCAAAUUUCUUGCUUUCAACGAGUGUUAAUCAACCAAAAACAAACUUCAAUGAACAACUUAAAACCACCAGAAGUUCAAGUACAUCGCAGGAACGUCCGCCAGUUACGAAUGAAGAUGCUCAUGUCAAUGGUGUCAGUUCCACACCCGCACAUAAACUAUCCAAUGGUGUUGAAAAGAAUAUGAAUCGGCCACUUUUUACAAAUACAACCAGAGCAAUUGUGUGGGGUAUGCAAACUAAGGCUGUGCAAGGUAUGCUUGAUUUCGAUCAUGUCUGCCGUCGAACAAAGCCAUCGGUGGUCGCUAUGAUCUAUCCAUUCACUGGUGACCAUCAACAGAAGUUUUACUGGGGUCAUGAGGAAAUUCUUAUUCCAUGCUAUAAAAAUAUGGCAGAUUGUAUGAAACGACACCCCGAUGCGGACGUUUUGAUCAAUUUUGCAUCGUUACGAUCAGCUUAUGAAAGUACCAUUGAAACAAUGAAAUAUCCACAAAUUCGUUCGAUUGCAAUCAUUGCUGAAGGCAUUCCAGAACAAUACACACGACGCAUGAUACGAUUGGCAAAUGAGAAAGGUGUCUACCUUAUUGGACCAGCAACAGUUGGUGGCUUGAAAGCUGGUUGUUUUAAGAUAGGUCAUACUGGUGGUAUGUUGGACAAUAUUCUUAUGUCGAAACUCUAUCGACCUGGAAGUGUUGCCUACGUUUCUCGAUCGGGUGGCAUGUCCAAUGAACUGAACAACAUUAUUUCUCGUAAUUCUGACGGUGUUUAUGAAGGUAUUGCAAUCGGUGGUGAUCGUUAUCCAGGUACAACAUUUACAGACCACAUAUUUCGUUACGAAAAGGAUCCCGAAGCGAAAGUUAUCGUACUUCUGGGCGAGGUGGGUGGUAUUGAAGAAUAUUAUAUUUGUGAAGCAUUGAAAUCCAAACGAAUUACUAAACCAUUGAUCGCUUGGUGUAUUGGCACAUGCGCAUCGAUGUUCACUUCCGAAGUACAAUUUGGUCACGCUGGCUCGCAUGCUGAUAAUGAUCGAGAGACAGCAGUAGCGAAAAAUAAGGCAUUGAAAGCAGCUGGAGCUUUCGUACCAAACAGUUUCGAUGAGCUUGGAGAUUUAAUUCAUUCGGUGUUCGUCGAUCUUGUUCAAUCUGGACAAUUAACUCCAAAACCUGAUCUGUUGCCACCAUCCGUACCGAUGGAUUAUGAUUGGGCUCGAGAACUUGGCUUGAUCCGAAAACCUGCCAGUUUUAUGACAAGUAUUGUUGACGAUCGAGGUCAAGAAUUAUUGUAUGCCGGCAUGCCUAUCACUGAUGUUAUCAAAGAGGAUAUGGGUAUCGGAGGUGUACUCAGUUUACUCUGGUUCCGAAAACGUUUACCGAAAUAUGCAACCAAAUUCUUAGAAAUGGUCCUUAUGGUCACAGCUGAUCAUGGUCCAGCUGUCAGCGGUGCACACAAUACCAUUGUCUGCGCACGUGCUGGAAAAGAUUUAGUUUCAUGCUUAGCUUCAGGAUUACUAACCAUUGGUGAUCGAUUUGGUGGUGCACUUGAUGAUGCUGCAAGACAAUUUAGUGCUGCAUACGAUACUGGUUUACAUCCAGCUGACUUUGUGAAUAAGAUGCGUAAAGAAGGACAAUUGAUUAUGGGUAUUGGCCAUCGAGUUAAAUCGCUAAACAAUCCGGAUAUGCGUGUUGUUCUUCUCAAAGAAUAUGUUAAAGAACACUUUCCAGCAUCUCCACUACUUGAUUAUGCAUUGGAAGUUGAAAAGAUUACUGUUAGCAAGAAACCAAACUUGAUUCUCAAUGUUGAUGGUUGUAUCGGUGUAGCGAUGGUUGAUCUUCUUCGUCAUUGUGGUUGUUUCACUCUUGAAGAAGCCACGGAAUUUAUUGAGAAUGGUGCAUUAAAUGGUCUCUUUGUACUUGGAAGAAGUCUCGGCUUCAUCGGUCAUUUUCUCGACCAGAAACGUCUUCGACAAGGUCUCUAUCGUCAUCCAUGGGACGAUAUCUCUUACAUUCUACCAGAAGCUAUGUAG